AUGCACUCGUCUUCCCGCGUUUCUGUCGCUUGCGAGGCCUGUCGGAAACGGAAACGCAAGUGCGAUGGCUCACGUCCAGUCUGCUCCUAUUGUCUAGAACGAGACAGGGCCUGCGAGUAUACGGCCGAGAAGCGCAUCAAGCGCAGAGUGGAUCCGGACUAUGUGCGAACGCUGGAAGAUGAGAUUGCAAUGCUAAAAGAGGAAUUGGCACAGACACAAUCCUCCAGACCAGCCGUAUUGGAUGAUGAUAUAGUUCAUGCUCAGGCGGAGUCGAAGCGAAACAGUGAAGAAGAUGGCGCUGUUGCCAUCCAGGAUAGUAUGACCACAGCGAUCGAGGAUGUAAGCGCCCUUAUAUGGCGCAUGACUCUUGAUAGAAAUGGCGAUGCAUCGUUUGUUGGUCCAUCUGGAAACUUCUGUUUCCCCGUCACCCACUGGGACGAUGCAGACCUUCGAGAGAGAAAAAGUCCUGUGGCCACGCCAACAAACUCCAUACCGGGAGCACCGGAUAUGCCAGGCCCAUGGUCAGAUCAGGUUCACAUACUCGGGAUUACCAACCACCUGGUUGAUUUGUUCACGAACUUGAUCAACCCUAUUCAGCAGUUUCUCGACAGCGAGACCCUCGAUCAACUCCGUCGUGAUGGUCUGAGUCGCGGCCUACGCUUGGUCAAAACCGCCGUGCUGGCCGCGGCAGCUCUCUUUGCCGAUGACGCGCAGAGCAAGGCAAUUGGCGAUGAAGCAGCUGCCGCCUUUGACAAGACAUCACUACAGCUCUGCCGUGAGUUACCAGAAAUAUCAACGAUACAGGCUCUCUCCAUUAUGUCGUGGAGAGAGCUAGGCUUGGAGCAACAUAAUAUGGCCUGGAUGUAUAACUCAAUGUGUGCCAGUCUAGUUAUACACCUAGGCCUGCCAGUAAUCAUGACUCCAGAAGAAGAGCCUGCCAGUCAAACGUCUGUCUUGAUGGACCGGAUUGCAACCUCUCUGCUAGGUAGGUACUGUUUGAUCCCGUGGAGAAGGAUCAAAUGCUCCUCCUUCCUCAGCGCUGUCGGUCCUUUGCCAUCUCUGGACGAGCUGGCAUUCGACAGCCAAUGUCGCCUCUGGUUCAUCCAUGACCAGUACAUGGACAAAAUUUACUCCUACCAGUUCUCUGAACUUGACAGCGCCGAGAGAUCCCGCGUUCUCCUCGUCGCACGCGACCAGCUCCUCUCCUUCCAUCAACAGAUCCACCCCUCCCUCCUGAUAUCAAGCACCAGCAUCAACAAUCAGACUCCUACUCCUGCAAUGAUCUAUCUCCACAUUUCUUACCACACAUCCUUCAUCCUCAUCCACCGCCCUUAUCUCAAAGCAGCCGUCCGAAACAACUUGACAACAUACCGCCUCGCUAUUCGCUCUGUCACCACCGCCGCCGCAUCCAUCGUCCGUCUCCUCCGUACUCACGCCAAAAUUCUUCCACUCUCCUCGGCCCCACCUUUCAUUGUUCAUAGCGUGCUCACGGCCGCCGUGACGCAUCUUUGUAACGCAACUAGCACGCAUAAUACCUUGCGUAGCCAGUCGAUUGCUCACUUCCGCGUGUGUUUCCGGGCGCUGCUCGUGAUGCAGAGUAGAUGGGUUAAGGCGAAAAAUGCAUUAAGGCUAUUACGGGGGCUCGCGCAAAGAUGGCGAGCUAUGGGGGCCUUACCGUUGCAGUAUGGAUUCGAGGUUGGUGGGGGUGGUGGAGCCGAACAAACCGGAGGGAGAAAGGCAAAAGCAGAGAGUGGGGAAGAGGAGGAGAGGGAAGAAGAAAGGGUGAAUAUAGACGCGGAGAGAGAGGAGGAUGGGGUUAUGGUCGAUUCUGAGAUAAGUUGGUCAUGGGCUGCGAAUGCUGAUGCAGUGAAUCCUAAUUUCGAUGGCAACGAAAUGGAUAUCUUCGAUAGUAUCCAGCCCGAGACCUUUGUCUUAGAUACGGAUUACCGGCAGUGGGAGUGGUCUGUGGGGUGUGGCAUCUGA
Penicillium brevicompactum is the source of this 1983-nucleotide messenger RNA. RefSeq lists its product as uncharacterized. Lineage: Eukaryota; Fungi; Ascomycota; Eurotiomycetes; Eurotiales; Aspergillaceae. Gene Ontology annotation, biological process: regulation of DNA-templated transcription. Gene Ontology annotation, molecular function: DNA-binding transcription factor activity, RNA polymerase II-specific; zinc ion binding. Bases 1 to 1983 code for a protein of 660 amino acids. The record is from RefSeq and is a predicted model, not a curated record. The transcript is spliced from 7 exons.